UGUGUGGGGGUUUUGCUUUUACAGGGUGGAAAAAUACAGACCCGUGAAACUAUGUGAAAUAGUUGGAAAUGAAGAUACAGUGAGCAGGCUGGAGGUCUUUGCAAAAGAGGGGAACGUACCAAAUAUUAUAAUUGCUGGUCCCCCAGGAACAGGUAAAACCACCAGUAUCCUCUGCUUGGCUCGUGCUCUGCUUGGUCCUGCCUUGAAGGAUGCUGUUUUGGAGCUGAAUGCCUCAAAUGACAGGGGCAUUGAUGUGGUGAGGAACAAAAUCAAAAUGUUUGCCCAGCAAAAGGUCACGCUUCCAAAGGGCCGGCAUAAAAUCAUCAUCCUUGAUGAAGCAGACAGCAUGACAGAUGGAGCCCAGCAAGCCCUGAGGAGGACAAUGGAGAUCUAUUCCAAAACAACACGCUUUGCACUGGCCUGCAAUGCCUCUGACAAAAUCAUAGAGCCCAUCCAGUCCCGCUGCGCCGUGCUGCGUUACACCAAGCUGACCGACUCCCAGAUCCUGGCCAGGCUCCUGACCAUUGUUGAGAAAGAGGAUGUGCCAUACACAGACGAUGGGCUGGAAGCCAUUAUCUUCACAGCCCAAGGAGAUAUGAGACAGGCAUUAAACAACUUACAGUCCACUUAUUCUGGAUUUGGCUUUAUAAACAGUGAAAAUGUCUUUAAGGUCUGUGAUGAGCCUCAUCCUCUGCUGGUGAAAGAAAUGAUACAACACUGUGUAAAUGCAAAUAUUGAUGAAGCAUACAAGAUUCUUGCCCACCUCUGGCGACUUGGAUACUCUCCAGAAGAUGUGAUUGGCAACAUCUUCCGUGUGUGUAAAACCUUUCACAUGCCAGAAUAUCUGAAACUGGAAUUUAUCAAGGAAAUUGGGUACACUCACAUGAAGAUAGCAGAAGGUGUGAACUCACUCCUGCAGAUGGCUGGACUGCUGGCCAGGCUGUGCCAGAAGACAGCAGCCCCCGUGGGGAGUUAG
Messenger RNA from Merops nubicus (carmine bee-eater), 976 nucleotides. RefSeq names its product replication factor C (activator 1) 2, 40kDa (gene RFC2). Gene Ontology annotation, molecular function: ATP hydrolysis activity; DNA binding; DNA clamp loader activity. Gene Ontology annotation, biological process: DNA repair; DNA-templated DNA replication. The transcript is spliced from 10 exons. NCBI's taxonomy places the organism in Eukaryota, Metazoa, Chordata, Aves, Coraciiformes, Meropidae. The annotation marks the transcript as partial. The record is from RefSeq and is a predicted model, not a curated record. Gene Ontology annotation, cellular component: nucleus; DNA replication factor C complex.